Molecule: messenger RNA, 600 nt
Organism: Dentiscutata erythropus
Lineage: Eukaryota; Fungi; Glomeromycota; Glomeromycetes; Diversisporales; Gigasporaceae
Source: the annotation of a GenBank genome assembly
UGGUACUUCAAACCUCGAAACCCGUUAUGGACAUUCCGCGGCUUUAACUUCGGACGGAAGAAUAAUAGUUUAUGGUGGUCAAAAUUUUAACGGAUUCACACCCUCACCUGUCCUUAUUGUAUUGGACACAAAUACGUAUAAAUGGACUUCUCCAACAACUUCAGGUUCUCCAGAGCCAGAACCCGUAACUUAUCAUAGUGCAGAUAUAUAUGAUAAAUACAUGAUAAUUGCAUUUGGAAAUCUUACUAGCACAGUUUUUGAUCCAACUGGCCCAACUUCUCAAAUAUAUAUUCUUGACGUAGAUAAUUAUGAAUGGAUUUCUUCAUAUACAUAUAAAUCACCAACAACGACGACUCCUGAUAAACCUAAUAGUACAUCAGGUUCAAUUAAUUCUACUACUAAUACUGGAGGUGGUGAUGGAUUUGGUUCUAAAACAAUUGGAAUAAUUGUUGCUAUUUGUGUAGGUAGUAUAGGAGUAUGUAUUUUAAUAAUUGCGGCUCUUUGUAUAGGUUUUAAAAAAUUUGCAAAGAAAAAGGACAAAAAUCUUACGCCGCCUCAACCUUAUCAACCUCCCCAACCUCCCCAACAUCAAUAUCAAAA